AUGUCUUUCUCUUGGAAGGAGGGGUUACGAGUUGAUGGGGGAUCGACAUGUCCAACGUCCAUCACUAAGAUAGUCCGCGUAGCCGGCAAGAGAUUUAACUCUUCCGGAGCCAGUCUCUUCAUAUCAUCGCCUGUAGUCGCAGGAUUGACCGGAGUGGAGUUGGAGACUUUCUCACAUAACAAGAGUUUCUUCAAGAAUCUAUUACGCUGUACUCGAGGCAAAUCAGAGAAUGUCGUGGGCUCGUUUCUCGACGAAGUUGCACUGGGGCGACUAGACGAUUUCUGUUCCGUCUUCUGA
Molecule: messenger RNA, 297 nt
Organism: Somion occarium
Lineage: Eukaryota; Fungi; Basidiomycota; Agaricomycetes; Polyporales; Cerrenaceae
Source: the annotation of a GenBank genome assembly